UAGCCGCCGCACACAAACUGCAGAGUGGGGGCGUGGCUGGAGAUACUCCAAGACAACUAGCUACUGCAUGCAAGCCAUGAGCAGCUCACCAGGAGCUCCACAGGUCAGCCUCUAGUCUCUCCUCCACACCCUCUACACCACCCUCUCCUACACAAUGUCCUCCAUUAACCGCCCCCUCUCCACCAGCAUCAAUGCAUCACCAUCCCUCACAGUCCCUACUACCACCACACUCCUCACACCACACACGCCCACACCAUCACCACCCACCACCCCUUCACAAGUGUUGUUAUUGUUUCCUGCCGCUGGAGUGGUUGCCAUAGUGAUAGCUGUAUUCCUAUUGGCCGUCUUUACGUUGCUAGUCAUCAGAAAGUGCAUUAUGUACCGUGGGAAGCAGUUCCCUGAUUGCCCAAGAGUGUGUGUAGUGUGUGACUGUUGUGACGGUUGUGGGGGUUGGGAGUGUUGUAGGGGACUAUGUGAAUCACUCGACUGUCAACCACCGGACUGCAACGCUUGGCUUGACAAUAUCUGCCCUACUAAACAGCGAUGCUCCUUGUUCUGCACUGGCCUAGUCUCCUGCUAUUGCUGUGUGUUGUGUAUGGAGAGCUGCCAGGAGAUGCAGAUAUGUCCGGACUGUUCAGCCAUGACUUGUCCUGACUGUGAUUGCUGUAACUGUUGUCAUUGCACUGUCAAAAUACCAGAAUGUCACCAAAUCAGUUGCUUAUGCUUUGAGUGUGGGAGACCACCAGUUUAACAUAUCACUUAUUAUCAAUUUUGAUGACAAUAAUUUGUCUUAUAUUA
Messenger RNA from Halichondria panicea, 798 nucleotides. RefSeq names its product keratin-associated protein 9-1-like. NCBI's taxonomy places the organism in Eukaryota, Metazoa, Porifera, Demospongiae, Suberitida, Halichondriidae. The transcript is spliced from 5 exons. The record is from RefSeq and is a predicted model, not a curated record. The coding region runs from base 155 to 751 and encodes 198 amino acids.